AUGAUAGGAUACGAAAACUACACCGACUACGCCUCUGCCUGCCAGCUCCUCAACCUCGAGACUCUGAGUGAGCGUCGCGAUGCUGUCCUCUGCAAGCUGGCGGCCGACAUCCUCGCCAACCCCGCCCACCCACUGUACCCGGGCGAGCAGCUGGCAAAUCAUUCCAAAAUGGCAGACCCGGACCUCUUCGAGUUUUUAAAACUGAUUGAGACCGAGGAGGCUGCCCUGAACUACUGCCAGAGGACAGGAGAGCUGCGCCUCAUCCGCGUGGACCGGCGGGACGCGGCCACUCUGCUGCCGCUGAUUCAGCGUCACAUCGCUCCUGGGACCACCGUGUAUUCGGACGAAUGGGCUGCUUACCAUGGCAUAGACGCGAUCCCAGGCGGCAACUACAUCCACCGGACAGUGAACCACCAGAACAACUUCAUCAACCCAGCAGACCAGGCGGUGCACACGCAGGGCAUCGAAGGAGCAUGGUCUCGUGCCAAGCUGGACCUCAUGCGACUGAAGAGAGGAACAUCGCCUGAGCUGCUUCCCGGCCACCUGGCACGCCUCUGGUGGCAGUCAAGAGAUCGCGACGACGUGCGCCCGUUCCUGAACAUCCUGCAGCUGAUCAGGGAGGCAUACCCCCAGUGAACGUUCAAACCUUCGACCGUUCCAACCUGCGACACAAGCCCGAGACUGUAGUGACUAAGCGUGUAUACGUGUUUGUGUGCAAGUGUGCUGUGUGUGUGUGUGUGUGUGUGUGGUGUGUGUGUUGUGUGUGUUGU
Molecule: messenger RNA, 770 nt
Organism: Amphibalanus amphitrite
Lineage: Eukaryota; Metazoa; Arthropoda; Thecostraca; Balanomorpha; Balanidae
Exons: 4
Coding region: 1-636 (211 amino acids)
Source: RefSeq, a predicted model, not a curated record